This is a messenger RNA of Kwoniella botswanensis, 1035 nucleotides long. RefSeq lists its product as uncharacterized. Gene Ontology annotation, biological process: glucan catabolic process. The record is from RefSeq and is a predicted model, not a curated record. Gene Ontology annotation, molecular function: hydrolase activity, hydrolyzing O-glycosyl compounds. NCBI's taxonomy places the organism in Eukaryota, Fungi, Basidiomycota, Tremellomycetes, Tremellales, Cryptococcaceae. The transcript has 8 exons. The coding region runs from base 1 to 1035 and encodes 344 amino acids.
AUGUUAUCUACAGUCUCAACAUCCAAAUACAUCUUGCUAUCUUUACCUCUUAUCAAUACCGCUCUAGGCGCUACCUAUACGUUAUCUAAAUCCUGGCAAGGUAAUGAUUUCUUCGAUGGUUUCACCUGGUGGGAAUGGGAUGAUCCCACUAAGGGAAGAGUCAAUUAUGUGAAUCAAGAGACAGCCAUUUCGAGGAACCUGUCUUAUGUGAACGGCGGGAACUUCAUCAUGAGAGCAGACUCGACCAACGUCGUUGAUCCCUCUGCUAGAGGGAGGGAUUCAGUGAGGAUUCACAGUAAAGACACUUACACCGAUGGUAUCUUGAUCAUGGAUGUCAAACAUAUGCCUACGGGAUGCGGUACUUGGCCAGCAUUCUGGACAUGUACCAGAGCUGGAACAUGGCCAGCCGGCGGAGAAGUCGAUAUCAUCGAAGGGAUUUACGGUAUAAACCAGCAAUAUUCCAACAAUUUGUUUACUCUCCAUUCGGACGCCGGAUGUAAGAUGCCAGCUACCAAUAGAGGAUCAGGUACGCCUCUGUUGAGCGAUUGUACCGGCGGUGUAGGAUGUGGUGUAAGAGAUAAGAGCUCGAAGAGUUUCGGUGAAGAAUUCAAUAAGAAUGAAGGUGGAACUUUCGUCAUGAGAAGAUCAAAGACUCGAGGAUUCUCAUUCUGGUUCUGGCCUCAUAAUUCACCUCAAGCACCUGCCGACAUCACCUCCGGUUCUCAGACUAUCAUGGAAUCACUCUGGUCAACACCCAUAGCCAACUUCCCAGCGGAUCAGUGUGAUAUUGAUAGACAUUUCGAUGAUCAUGAGAUUAUAAUCAAUCUGACCUUCGCGGGAGUCUGGGCAGGUGGAGAUUCCCAAUGGGCCGCAUCAGGCUGUGCCGGUACAGCGGGAUGGACUCCCGACGAUUAUGUCAAUAAGAACCCUCAAGCUUUCACUGAUGCUUAUUGGGAGAUUAGGAGCUUGAGAUGGUAUACCCCAGUUUGUGCUGCUGGUGCGAAGAAACGAAGGUUGACAGAGGAUCAAUGGUAG